Molecule: messenger RNA, 1388 nt
Organism: Quercus lobata
Lineage: Eukaryota; Viridiplantae; Streptophyta; Magnoliopsida; Fagales; Fagaceae
Product: peptidyl-tRNA hydrolase, mitochondrial-like
Exons: 8
Coding region: 98-943 (281 amino acids)
Molecular function (GO): peptidyl-tRNA hydrolase activity
Source: RefSeq, a predicted model, not a curated record
UUCUCAAUUCAAACGUCAAUAAAACCAAAACCCUCUCUCUCUCUCUCUCUCUCUAUAUCUCUCCUCAUCCUCUUCAACAAUUUUAAGAAAAGGAAGUAUGAGUUUUGGGUUCGGUGGUUGUUUCAGUAGUAUAUCAUCAAUCAGCACCACCACCACACGUUUUGUUCCUAUUUGCUACCGUUGGUUUGGUUCUUUUAACCUUGACUGUAACAAAACCCUAAUAACUCGUUUGUCUUUGUCGGAUUGGACUAGUUCUUCUUCUUCUUUUGCUUCAAUGUCAACGACAUCCACAACCACCACAGCUUCUUCGCCCACUGAACGACCGGUCGUAGAGUCCCCAAAGCCCAAGCAGCAGCCCUGGCUCAUUGUUGGCCUCGGUAACCCCGGCAAGAAGUACCAAUCCACUCGCCACAAUGUGGGCUUUGAGAUGGUGGAUGCUAUAGCUGAAGCUGAAGGGAUAUCAAUAAGCAGUGUUUCCUUCAAAGCUCUGUUAGGAAAAGGUUUUAUUGGAGAUGUUCCUGUUAUGCUUGCUAAACCCCAAACUUUCAUGAAUGCAAGUGGUGAGUCUGUUGGGGCUAUCGUUUCUUAUUACAAGAUUCCGUUAAAGCAAGUUCUUGUGAUUUUUGAUGACUUAGAUUUGCCAUUUGCAAAAUUGCGGCUAUUGCCAAAAGGUGGACAUGGAGGACAUAACGGGAUGAGGAGUGUCAUUGAUCACUUCAAAGGGAACCGUGAUUUUCCUCGUUUAAGAAUUGGUAUUGGACGGCCUCCUGGGAAGAUGGAUUCCAUCAACUAUGUUCUCCGCCCCUUCAGUAAACAAGAACGUGAAGAGUUAAAUUUUACAUUUCAAGAUGGGCUGGAAGCAGUUCGAAUCCUUUUGCUGGAGGGAUUUAAUAAAAGUGCCACAUUUGUUAACAGUGCCAAACCCUUGGAACAACUGGGUUAACCUUCAGCAUAGGUUAAUGAGUUUUUGGUGAUCAUAGACAGGUGGGUCCUAUUCAUGAAGAAGAAUGUGCAUCUCAGUAACUGAACAUUGCUUUUAUGAUUUUCCAGAUGAAGUAACUAUUAGUAGACAUUAUUUCCAAGCUACCUUGGGAAAAAGGAAAUAUGGAAGGCACCAUGGUGGCUCAGAGACAAUCAUUCUUUGAAAGAAAGUUAUAGCAAUAAUUUUAAUAGGAAUAUUAUGCUUUGUUCUUAAUAAGGACAUUGUAAUAUUUUUCAUUAGAAAUCCAAUGGUUUUAUACACGUUUUAUUUAUUUUUAUUUUUUUGGGGGGGUGGGUGUUAAUAGGAUGGUUCUUUCUAACAAUUUUUUUAUUCUAUAGAAUUGAGAGUAAUAUUAUGUGGCUCAAUUAAAGGCAUGGCAAUGCCUAUGAUCUAGAGAACAUCUUGU